UGCGCCCUCCCCCUCAGAGCCACGCCACACGACUUGGCGCAGGUCCCGUCCCUUUCCAUCUGCGGGGCGGCAGGAGGAGGUCCGAAGCAAGAUGGCGGUGAAUCAGAGCCACACCGAGAACCGCCGCGGGGUCCUCAUCCCUAACGGUGAAAGUCUCUUGAAGCAGUCUCCGAAUGUGGAGCUCUCCUUCCCACGGCAAUCAGAAGGCUCCAAUGUCUUUAGUGGUACAAAGACAGGAACAUUGUUUCUCACUUCAUACCGGGUGAUUUUCAUAACUUCGCGCUCCAUCAAUGAUCCCAUGCUGUCUUUUAUGAUGCCAUUUGAUCUGAUAACGAACCUCACCGUUGAACAACCAGUAUUUGCUGCAAACUUCAUUAAGGGAACUAUUCAGGCAGCUCCAUAUGGUGGCUGGGAAGGACAAGCUACUUUUAAAUUAGUCUUCAGAAAUGGAGGUGCCAUUGAAUUUGCCCAGUUGAUGGUGAAAGCUGCCUCUUCUGCUGCCCGAGGAUUUCCACUUAGAACCUUAAAUGACUGGUUCAGCUCUAUGAGAAUUUAUGUAAUUACUGGGAAGGGAAUAUAUGCACUCCACAGAUGCCUUGUUCAGUUAUUGCCUAUGGAGCCCCACCUGCAGGAUAUGGAGCCCCACCUCCCGGAUAUGGAGCCCCACCUGCAGGAUAUGGAGCCCCACCUCCUGGAUACGGGGCCCCACCUGCAGGAUAUGGAGCCCAACCUGCAGGAAAUGAAGGAUAUGGAGCCCAACCUGCAGGAAAUGAAGGCCCGCCUGUGGGAUACAGAGCCUCACCUGCAGGAUAUGGAGCUCCACCUCUUGGCUAUGAAGCCCCACCUGCAGGAAAUGAAGGCCUGCCUGCGGGAUACAGAGCCUCACCUGCUGGAUCUGGAGCCAGGUCUCAUGAAUCUGCAGCAGCCCAGGCUCCUGAAAACGAGGCUUCUCUUCCCUCUGCCUCCUCUUCUUAGGUCCAUUCUUAACCUUCUAAGAUGUAAACCUUGA
Messenger RNA from Mandrillus leucophaeus (drill), 1009 nucleotides. It is a transcript of the gene WBP2NL, whose product is annotated as WBP2 N-terminal like. NCBI's taxonomy places the organism in Eukaryota, Metazoa, Chordata, Mammalia, Primates, Cercopithecidae. Gene Ontology annotation, cellular component: nucleus. The record is from RefSeq and is a predicted model, not a curated record. Gene Ontology annotation, biological process: positive regulation of DNA-templated transcription. Gene Ontology annotation, molecular function: chromatin DNA binding; transcription coactivator activity.